AUGACAUUGAGCUACCAGAUAUGGGAGGCGGGCAGUGAUAUCGCCUUGCUGCUACUGGCAAUGAAGCUCAUUACCUCACAGCCGCAGCGCGGUUUCGCAGCGUCAGAAAACUACCUCUAUACAGCGUCGAAACGAUACGCGGCUCUGCUCGAAAACGUAGGAACUACUUCGAUAGUGUACUUGCAGGCUAUACUCCUAAUCUCUCUUUACGAAUACGGCCAGGGGGUAUAUCCAGCUGCGUACAUGACAGUCGGCCAAUGCAUUAGAUACGCCGAGUUGCUGGGGUUGCCUUCUUACAGGAACACUAGUGCUGUCCUGGGUCAUCCUGUCAGUUCUUUCUGCCAUUCUCUCUUCGAAUAA
Pestalotiopsis fici W106-1 is the source of this 360-nucleotide messenger RNA. RefSeq lists its product as uncharacterized. Bases 1 to 360 code for a protein of 119 amino acids. The record is from RefSeq and is a predicted model, not a curated record. The transcript has a single exon. NCBI's taxonomy places the organism in Eukaryota, Fungi, Ascomycota, Sordariomycetes, Amphisphaeriales, Sporocadaceae. Gene Ontology annotation, cellular component: nucleus.